AAAUCCUAUUGGUCCAAAUAAGUGUACCCCACUAAAACGUCGUCCCAUGUCAUAGAAAAACAAUAUCUGCUUGUUUUGCAGCGAGCUGCCGCUGCUCCUCUUUUCGCAUCCAACGCCCCUCUUUCCACUCUGACUGAGCUCCCAGCGGCGGCAAAGGCGGCCACGGUGGCGUAGAGAUGGUGGUGGCAUCUGGAACCAAUUCAUGAGCCAAAGAAAUGGCCAUCCGGAGGAGGAUGGCCAACAUUAUAUAUAUAAUAAGCGAGAAGAGGAUUUUCCAUCUCUUAAAGAGUGUAAUGACUAUUUGGAAGAAGUUGAGGAUAUGACUUACAACCUAAUUGAAGGAAUUGAUGUCGCUGCUAUUGAAGCUAAGAUUGCUAAGUACCAAGAAGAAAAUGCUGAACAAAUCAUCAAUGCCCGAGCACGUAAGGCUGAAGAACUAGCGGCAGCACUAAAGGCAAGCCAAAAUUUUGGUCAAGGUGAUCCAACUGAUGGGGGUGCUGGACCAAAUGCUCAAGGGAUCGAUGUCGGCAAUCAAGGGCAGUAUGCACCUACCUCCAUGCUCGGUGGUGUGCUUAUGCAACCACGUCCUACAGGUAUGGCUCCACAGCCUGUCCCCGUCGGAGCCCCAGCUGAUCCUCUGCAGGGCUAUGCAACCGACGACGAGGAGACCACGAAGCUAUGAGCUGGGAGAGGAGGCAGAGCUGGGGGAUGGACAACCAAAUCAAGCAAGAGGAGGGCACUCGAGGAAGCAUUCGGUAGCAUAUGGAUGCAGGAACCGUUCAGCAGCAUAAGGAUGUGAACUUGACCUGAAGAAGAGUUCAGUUUUCUUGUUAUCGGUUCAAGAUUGUUAUUGUGAUGUGAUACAGUUUGAUCUUGCUGAAUUUUAUCAGAAGUGAGAUUCAGAAUCAUCGCGAAUCCCUUCAAAUUGAUCCAACGGUGGUGAUGUUUGCUAAAGGAACACUUCUUUUUAAUUCAUAUGUAAUUCAUUGCUCAAAAUGUUGCCCACAUUCUUUUGUAAUAAAUUUAUGGAUUUGUUGA
Molecule: messenger RNA, 1038 nt
Organism: Musa acuminata subsp. malaccensis (wild Malaysian banana)
Lineage: Eukaryota; Viridiplantae; Streptophyta; Magnoliopsida; Zingiberales; Musaceae
Source: RefSeq, a predicted model, not a curated record